AUGGCCAAUUCCAUCCAAACUUCCACCACUGACACUACCAACAAAAACCCCACCAAACGUAGAAAGCUAAUUCCCGACCAAAACCACCACCACCAGCACCACCGAGAACAGCCUGUCAUACCAGGUCUUCCUGACCACAUAAGCCAACUUUGCCUCUCCCUUGUCCACCCUCUCACACUUCACUCUGUGGGAUUCUCUCCCUCCACCACCAGACCCACCACUCCAUCUCCUCCUCCGUCACCCUUCCUUUAUUUCUCGUGA
This is a messenger RNA of Dovyalis caffra, 261 nucleotides long. The record is from the annotation of a GenBank genome assembly. NCBI's taxonomy places the organism in Eukaryota, Viridiplantae, Streptophyta, Magnoliopsida, Malpighiales, Salicaceae.